Messenger RNA from Phalacrocorax carbo (great cormorant), 3456 nucleotides. NCBI's taxonomy places the organism in Eukaryota, Metazoa, Chordata, Aves, Suliformes, Phalacrocoracidae. The record is from RefSeq and is a predicted model, not a curated record.
GGGCGGUCCCUCAUCGCCCGGUGCCGCUGGCGGGUGGGCGGCCGCCCUCGCCUCACGCCGCCCCGCCCAUUGGCGGGGACGCACCUCCCCCGACCCUCCUCCGCUUCCCCCCCCCGCCUGCGGCCCGCCGCCAUUUGACAGCGGGGCGGGCCGGUCAGUCGGGGCUUCACCCCCGGCGCCGGGCGCUGCCGGAGCCACCGGCCAUGAAAAUGAGUUGCACAAUUGAAAAAGCCUUAGCAGAUGCGAAAGCACUGGUGGAACGGCUAAGGGAACAUGACAACGCAGCAGAAGCUCUUAUUGAACAGACUACUGCUCUUAACAAGCGGGUUGAAGCAAUGAAACAGUACCAAGAAGAAAUUCAAGAGCUCAAUGAAGUCGCAAGACAUCGUCCUCGGUCUACGUUAGUGAUGGGUAUCCAACAAGAAAACAGACAGAUAAGGGAAUUGCAACAGGAAAAUAAAGAACUUCGCACAUCUCUUGAAGAGCAUCAGUCUGCUUUGGAACUCAUAAUGAGCAAGUACAGAGAACAGAUGUUUAGGUUGCUUAUGGCGAGCAAAAAGGAUGAUCCAAGUAUAAUAAUGAAGCUAAAAGAGCAACAUUCCAAGGAGCUGCAAGUGCAUGUGGACCAAAUUACAGAAAUGGCAGCGGUAAUGAGAAAAGCCAUUGAAAUUGAUGAAAAGCAUGGCUGCAAAGAGCAGGAACGUAUCAUUCAGCUUGAGCAAGAAAACAAAGGCUUGAGAGAAAUUCUUCAAAUAACUAGAGAAUCAUUCCUGAACCUCAAGAAAGAAGAUGCAUCAGAGAGUACGUCUCUGUCAGGAUUAGUAACAAGCAGUGAUUUGAGCCUGAGGAAAAGCUAAAGACUGUGGAAGUCAACAAGCUUCAAUUGCACACUUAACAAACAGAGCAUCAGGGGUCACUUGUCAAGCACUUGUUACUGAAUAGGGCACCAGCAAGCUAAUGCAUCUUAAACUCCUGUUUAGUGGCUUUUAUACUGCGUAAAAGAAAUUAAAAAUGGUAUUGUACAAAAAUCUUAGCGACAGAUUAAUUGCCAUAGAUCUAACUUCAGUAGGAAAUGGAUUAAUGCACUUACUGAAUCGGGAAUUAUUUUUAUAUGAAGUAAUUUUACAGAUAAAAGACAAGAUUUCACAUAAUUUAUGUAAGUUAUUGCUCAUCCAAAGUUCCAGUGCACCUAUUAUAUAAUAAAGGUAAGACUUAAAGUCGGAUCUCUAGCUAAAAACCAGUAACUUAUAAAUAUGCUUUGUGCAUGAUCCACGCCACAUUUUUUUUCCUUUUAGUAAGUUUUUCAUAAAUUCUCAUUUUACAACAAACCUGCAUAAUGGAAAGGGGUCAUAGGCAGCAUAAAACUUAAGGCUUUCUCUUAUUUAGCCACAGGUUAGCCUGUUCCAAUAUAAGGUCAACUGUUUAAACAUAAGGAAUGCUUUUGCAGUUCAAUAUUUAUUUUUUAAAAAUUGAAAAGAAUUCUUUAAAAUAAGUAUACUUAAUUGUAUUUUCAGAACACGAAAAGAGCUGCUCCCACUUUAUUGUUUUCUGGAACACAGGUAGCAUAGCAUAGUUCUGCCUUAGCUUGUACUUUUCUGAGAAAAACCACCAGGCUCAGUUCUCUAUAGGUAAGAAGCCACAUUAGUCCCAUCUAUUUCUUCGCCGAUUGCCUGCCCAAACUUCCUAACUGGGAAGUGGCAGUUUGAAAGCAGCCAAGCAGCGGCGGCGGCAGCAGCAGAAAGGUGGUUGGGGGAAAGAGGGAGCAGCUCUGUGGCAAAGUUGGCAGCCUGCAGGCCUGUAAUCAAUACUCUUAAUUUUUCUUUAAGUACAAAAUAGUCAUCGAGAAGGUUUUUAAGGAAGUUCCAGGUACAUGUUAUGUUUGCACUAGGAAAAGUUUCAGUAUGUUAUACUGACAAAUAGACUGCUCACUCUUAAUCCUGAAAUACUUGUAGAAGUGAAAAGGAAUUGGCUUUUCUAGAUCGAAGCUGGCUUGUAUCAUCUGUGGAUACGAUGGGAGUGCUACACCGGACAGGCCUGUAGUAAAGAGGGGCUGAAAUAAUUCAUGUUUGGCUUUUGUGUGCCAGACCACCACUUCUUGGUCAAAGCAGCAAGAAUGUUCCUAGUAUUGAUGCAUAUCAUAACUUUUUGUCCAGCAUGUUAGUAUAUUCUUUACCUGGAAAGCCUACUCAAAGCAGCAGAGUGAAUGCUUUCAACCACAGAAGACUGUAGAUCUAUGAAUGCCACCCACAGCUGAACAACUUGUCUAGCAAAAUGAGUUGAACUCCUAGUCUGAAAUAACUAUUACUUAAUCAAAUUUGAUUUUCAGUUACAACUAAGUGCGUCAGUUUUAAAUACAAACUUCCUUUGACUCAGUACAGCUUCCCUGGGCUCAAGGUAGAUGCACCACAUGUCUUAGGGUGAACAUUCAGUUUGCAGUGGACUAAUUUAUAGGGAGCUAAGUAUUUUUGUUCUGUUGCUGCCCUCUUUCCCGUAGUGCUUUUAAGAGAAAAAAGUGACACAGUGAGAGAGAGGAGUGUUCAGCAGAGGAAACAAAUGCUAGUUUUCAAUUAACUAAUAGGUAUACCAGGGAAUGCAGUUGAAGGGCUCACAAAGGACAGGUAAAUCAAGCUCUCCAUGUUUUCACAGUGGUUGUUUUUUUUUUAUAAAUGGAGAAACUGCUACUUCUCUUUCCAGGGCUUCUUAGCUUGUUUCUAGGCUUAAGAAUAUAUUGAAGACAUUCAUGUGCAUGGGAAAAAAAAGUUUUAACCAUUUCCAAACUUGCUAAAUGUCUGGGGGGAAUUUUUGGGGAACACUUUAGCUCAAGCACGAAAUACACUUGUCUGCUACUGUUAUCUGUAAAACUUUGCCAAUGCUUCUAUAAUUUAGAUUUUGCAUUUCUACUGUAGCUUGCAAGCUGGUGACUUACCAGAAGCGACAUUUUUUUUUACUGGAGUAUGUUUUGUUGUUGCAAACUUACCAGAAGUUGUAGGUGCAGUUAACUAAGUUACUAUUUUUAAAUGUGUCUUUUCAGACAUUGACUGGUAUUAGAGGCAUUUGUAUCCAUUUAACACUGACUGCAGUUUCAUGGCUGACUUUCUGGUUUGUCUCUUAAAUACCAUCUCCAGAGCCGUAUAGCAGAGAAGGGUGGUUAAUCUGUGGCAGUUCUUUAAGGUUGCUCUAUUAUGAAAUAAUGCUUGAUUAGUGUUUAUUUUUGUAAAUUAAAAAAAAUGUGACUUAAUUUAUCUACUCCUAGUCUUCACGUUUGAUACGUCUCCCCGGUCAAUCCCCUGACCUGAUCAUUUUAGGAUUUUGAAGAACCUUCACAGUGUGUGGAGUGACUAUUUUUCAUUGCAUACCUGUUAUUUUUGUAAUGCAGAUGGCUUGAAAAGAAUUUAUGGCUAGAAUUGUGUACUGUACAGUAAACUUAUUUUAUCAAUAAAGUUGACUGAAAAUACA